Olea europaea var. sylvestris is the source of this 1228-nucleotide messenger RNA. Its product is annotated as beta-D-glucosyl crocetin beta-1,6-glucosyltransferase-like. The transcript has 2 exons. Gene Ontology annotation, molecular function: UDP-glycosyltransferase activity. The record is from RefSeq and is a predicted model, not a curated record. Lineage: Eukaryota; Viridiplantae; Streptophyta; Magnoliopsida; Lamiales; Oleaceae. The coding region runs from base 160 to 1071 and encodes 303 amino acids.
CAAAAUGCCGUCAUCUCCAACUACUCUAUCAAAUGGAAAUGGAAACGGAAAUCACCACGAUCAAUCAGACCAUAUUGGAGCCAAUGCUAGCCUUGGGCACCACUUGCUGCUUCUGUCCAAAAUAUCCCAGCAGUUGAGUUCAUUACCAGCAGUUCCACAAUGACUUCUUUCAUGUUUCACUAUUUCAAGAAGCCAGGUAUCGAAUUCCCCUUCCCAAAUAUAUACUUUCGUGAGUAUGAGAGUAAGCUUUUGAAUAAAUUGCUAGCUUGUGCAUCGGAUCCACAAGAAAAAAAUCGUGCUUCGGAGGGUGUUGCAAGGUCUUGCAAAAUUGUUCUGAUAAAGGGUGCUAGAAAAACUGAGGCCAAGUAUAUUGAUUAUGUAACUGAAUUAGUUGGCAAGAAGUUUGUACCAGCUGGUUCGUUGGUUCAAGAACCGAGCCUGGACAAUGAGAAUUCCGAGAUUAUAGAAUGGCUUAACAAAAAGGAAAAGAAAUCAACUGUAUUUGUUUCCUUUGGUAGUGAAUAUUUUCUUUCCAAACAAGACACUGAAGAAAUUGCUCAUGGUUUAGAACUAAGCAACAUUAACUUCAUAUGGGUUGUGAGGUUUCCUAAAGGUGUGGAACAUAAACUCGAGGAGACACUGCCGAAAGGGUUUCUUGAAAUUGUUAGAGGGAGAGGAUUGGUCAUCGAGGGAUGGGCCCCACAACUGAAAAUUCUAGGACAUGAAAAUAUUGGGGGUUUUUUGAGUCACUGUGGAUGGAACUCAGUUUUGGAGAGUAUGCAUUUUGGCGUUCCCAUUAUUGCAUUGCCUAUGCAUCUCGACCAGCCUAUCAAUGCCAGAUUUGUUGAAGAUAUUGGUGUUGGUGUGGAGGUGGUGAGAGACUCGAAGGGGCAGCUUCACAGAGAAAGAUUAGCAGAAGUUAUUAAGCAAGUUGUGAUGGAAAAAAGCGGAGAAUCUGUGAGAGAAAAAGCUGACGAAAUAAAAGUGAAAAUAAGUGACAAAGGAGAUCAAGAAAUUGAUGAAAUUGUGGCAGAAUUAGUAGAGGUUUGCAACAGCGGUCCUAGCAGUUAGUAGUUGAGUCAGUAUUUAUUUUCAUUCUUAUUUAAAUGUUAGUAGUUUGAUACAAGACUUUCUUGUCUUGUUUUUGUGCUAACACCGAAAAUUUAAUGCAGUGUUACACCAUCUAACUUUCAAUUAGUUAAAUUUGAUUACAGUUUAGUAUUUUAAA